AUGUCACGAAUUAUUCUCAAGUCGUCAUUUGGUUUAGGCUCCCUCGGAAUCGCGUCCUAUUUUUGGAGUUUUGGUAAAUCAUCAAGCACUCCGUCUCCAACCUCCAAUCCUCCUGCUCCUUCGUCAAACUUACCAGGUCCACCAAAGCCCAACGGAAACACGGCAGUUUUUGAUCCAUCAUUAAUCAACCCUGAAGCUUUUUACAAAUAUGGUUUCCCAGGUCCAGUUCAUGAUUUAUCAAGCCAUUCUGAAUUUGUUAGUUGUUAUGAUAGAUCAAAACGGAAUCCAUAUUGGGUGAUUGAACAUCUUACCAAACAGUCGAUAACUCGUAAUUCAGAUUCAGGAGAUCGUAAGAAAUCAAUUUUUAAAGAAGAUGAAUCAAUUCCGGUUAAAUUUAGAAAUAAAUUGCGUGAUUAUUUCCGAAGCGGAUAUGAUAGAGGCCAUCAAGCACCAGCUGCUGAUGCUAAAUACAGUCAAUUGGCCAUGGAUGAAACUUUCUUGUUGACUAAUAUUUCACCACAAGUUGGUGAUGGAUUCAAUCGUGAUUAUUGGAGUCACUUUGAAGAUUUUGUUCGAAGAUUAACAAAUACUUAUGAUAAUGUCCGAGUCAUGACUGGUCCAUUGUAUUUACCAAAAUUGAUGCCGGAUGGAAAAUAUAGAGUUAGUUAUGAAGUUAUUGGAUCACCACCCAAUAUUGCUGUUCCAACUCAUUUUUUCAAAUUGAUUGUAGGCGAAAGAAAUGGUGAUGAGAAAAUUAGUUGUGCUGCUUUUGUAUUGCCUAAUGAUGUGAUUGAUAAUACCACUCCAUUGACUAACUUUCAAGUACCCAUCGACGCAUUGGAAAUUUCGACAGGGUUGGAGUUGUUGCAAAAAGUGCCAUAUUUCAAAAAGAAGGAUUUAUGUAAGGAUGUCAAAUGUGAGAUUGUUGUGAGAGAGUUUCCUAAGCAAGUGAACAAUGUGUUGGCCUUGCCUAGUGGGAAGUAG
Messenger RNA from Lodderomyces orthopsilosis Co 90-125, 984 nucleotides. RefSeq names its product ribonuclease. Gene Ontology annotation, biological process: apoptotic DNA fragmentation. Gene Ontology annotation, molecular function: nucleic acid binding; RNA endonuclease activity; metal ion binding. The transcript has a single exon. The record is from RefSeq and is a predicted model, not a curated record. Bases 1 to 984 code for a protein of 327 amino acids. Lineage: Eukaryota; Fungi; Ascomycota; Pichiomycetes; Serinales; Debaryomycetaceae. Gene Ontology annotation, cellular component: nucleus; mitochondrial inner membrane.